This is a messenger RNA of Chara braunii, 1162 nucleotides long. Lineage: Eukaryota; Viridiplantae; Streptophyta; Charophyceae; Charales; Characeae. The record is from the annotation of a GenBank genome assembly.
GCUUAUGUGAGAUGACGGAGAAAGCUUCGAGAGAUUGACAGUGUGGAGGUUGACGAAGGGGAGGUAUUCAGUGACUUAGAGUGUGAUUGAGGCAAGGGAGUCAAAAUGAGUGAGGAAGGAGAAUCGAGGCGUGGGAAUGAAGGGGGCAUUUCGUUACCACCAGAUGAAAGACAGUGUUACAAGUGUGGAGAGAGCGGGCAUUUCAUCCGCGAUUGUGCCGAGUAUAGGAGAGCCUUGGCACAAGGAAGGACUUUUGUCCCAUCGGCAUUGCCGACAAUGCAGACUAGAACUGGCAGAACUACUACCAGUGGCGAAAACCUGAGUUCUCGUCGGAGCCGGUCGGUGGAAAGCUGGAACGAGCGAAAUACAGAAAAUACCGAGAUGCUCAUGCAAGAAUAUUUCAUACAGAUGGCCGAGGAGAAAAGGGAGAGGAUUGAACGUGAAAGGGAGGCUGAGAGACGGAGGUUAGAAGAGGAAGCACGUCGGGCCAAAGAAUCAAGGAGAGCACUAAGAGAGGAGCAGAGACUUCAACGUGAAGAAGAACGAGAUGCACGGCUGAUGCGGAUCAUUCGUGGUGAGAUGAGAAAGGAGCGGGAUGAAGAAACGGAGUGUUACGAGUACAAAGGGAAGAGACCUAGUAAGAUGGCGUGUCAGGCUGAGGCUAAUAAUGAGGAGAAAGAACGCCUUCGGAGAGUGAUUGCACUAAGAAGAUUGGCAAUGGAGGAAACCGAGGACGAGGUGUUGUUGGCACUUCGAAGGCAAGCAGCGAAACUGGAUAUGUUGGAGAAAAGGAAACGGGGUCUGGACUUACCUGUGGGCUAUGUGACACCCGCGGUCUAGGCCACGGGCAAUUCGGACGCCUCGACCGAAAAAGUCGGCCGCAGCCGCAGCCGCCAGGCCUAGUUUGCAGCCCAAUUUUUUGAAUAUUUUUUUUGGGGUAAAAAAAUAAGUGAAAAAAAAUAUAAAAAAAUAUAUAUAUAAGGGGUUGUAGGGUUUUGAAAGCCCUAAAACCCCAUAUUUGUUUUUUUUUAAUUUGACUUUAUUUAUAAUUUGUAAAAAAUAAAAAACGAAAAUCGGUUAAAAAGAAAAAAAUCAUUUGUAAAAAAUAAACAACGAAAAUCGGUUAAAAAGAAAAAAAUAAGAACAAAUAAAAGAAAAGCAG